AUGGAUAGUAGACAACGCGAUAGGAUACACCCCUCUACUAUAGAAACGACAAGAGAAAGAAACUUCUCAACCACAACGUAUACGCCACCUCCGCCAACAACACCGGCGGAGCCACCGGUCUGCACGACAAUCGGCUGUGUACGAGCUGCAAAUAAUAUCAUAAACGCCCUGAACACAUCCGUGAAUCCUUGCGAGGAUUUCUAUGAAUUUGCUUGUGGUUCUUGGAACGAGGAUCACCCGAUACCAGAUGACAUGUCGACUUUUGGAACCUUCUCGUUCGUCAGGGAGCAAGUUCGGCAACAACUACGAGUACUACUGGAACAGGAAGUAACGUCUCAGUCCGUUUCCAUUAAUAUGGCCCGAAUAGCUUACAAAACCUGCAUGAACAAGACCCAACUGGAGGAGCUGAAAACAAGCUUACUUUUU
Messenger RNA from Haemonchus placei, 426 nucleotides. The record is from the annotation of a GenBank genome assembly. Lineage: Eukaryota; Metazoa; Nematoda; Chromadorea; Rhabditida; Trichostrongylidae.